CCGAUCGGUGCACCGUGCGUGUUGGAUAUUUUCUUGGAGAGCCAUAUUUACUGUGUUAUCUUAAGAACGAAACGUUUAUAUCUCCGGUUAAAUACCGGAACACCGAAUUACGAACUUGGGUUAAUCACCGACGAGGAUGCAAUGGCGUCGCCUUAUCUUUUACUGAAACAUAAGCAAACGCUGUGACGGUCACAGAUAAUCUACGACGGUUCAAUGUGACUUUUAAAUCGACAUUCAAAGUAUACAAAAAGAUUGACAAUAAAAGAUUAAUGUUAUGAUUAUCGUCGAGUUUAUAGUUCGUGAAUUUGGAGAUCAAAGUCCGCGAGAAGCAGAUCAGGCAGGCUAGGCACUCUGGUGCUUUAGCGUGGGUUAUGGAUCCCGCUGGGCCGUGGUAUGCAUCGUACAAUCGUUUAGCCACAAGUGGUGCUGCUGGCACGUUUCAAACUACGAGUCCAACCACGAGCGGUGAUUUUGCAUCUCAUCAUUUGCCCACGGCUGUUACCCAAUCUGCCCCCUCGACAACGUCGCAGCUGCUUUUGCAAGCAGCUCAUACAACGGCAACGCUGGCAGGACAACCUUCGCCGUUUAAUCCUGGAGGGUUUCUAUCUCCGCCUCCGGUCGGCUACGAUGUAUUCUCCCCCCUGUUUCAUCAUGCAAAUACUAAACAAGCGCAUUACGUUUCGCAGCAUAGACAAGCCCUGGUUCACGCUCAGGCAGUUGCCACGACGAAGCAAAACACUUCGACGGAAAAUGAAAUUUCAACACUUAGAGAGAAUUAUAACUCUUCGCACCAAGCAACAUUCUUUGAGCACCAGGGAAACGCUUCGUCACCAACAACGUCAAGCUUAGCAUGGACACAUCAAAAUAAUUCCCAACUUCCCAGCCCUUUUGGCAUUUUACCACACGAAAGUGUUGUUCCAUCUUCACCUGGACCUCCUUCGUCCAAGUCUGGUGGAACUGCGUAUGAAAAUACGUUCAACGCCCACUUUGCUGCAGCUCAAACCUUAAACAAUCUGAAUUCGCAGCUACCUUCUCCUGUAGUAACGGCAGCCGAGUUCAAAUCAUCCAACUAUACAGAGACUAAGAAAGUCACUAGUGUCAGGCCACAGUCUCCGGCUGUUACUGUGAAACCAGUGGUCUCUGCUCCAACGGCUAACAGUACUCAACCAUUUUUUCAACAAGGAGCUGCGUCAUUCGGAUCAGAACCUCUUUCUAGUAAUUACGCAGCUGGAAGUGGGAACCAAUCUUCUAACGCAAAGGUUCAAUCUUCUCUUCAGCAUCAACAAUCGUGUAUUGUCUCUACAGCCAGCAAUACAUUGGGCAAGGAAUACAGGAUCCCACAACCUCCGAUAAGGUCGGCGUCGACAACUUCUAUUUUUUUGAAUACAAGUGCUGCAGUGAGAACGACACCUUCGCAAGUUCAGGAAAAACAACCAGCAAGAAAUAGCAACUUCGCUUCCCCCCCCAGCAAGGGAGCUGCAGUAACUCCCCAAUCAAUUCAAACUAAAGCACAAACUAAAAUUUAUCCUGAACUAGGUAGCCAUGGUGAGCACAGAAGAACAGAUCAAAAUGCUCACGAGAAUAGCCAAUCAUCACCCAUCAGCUUUUCUCUGAUCGAUUCUAGGGGGUUGAAUUAUGCCGGCAAUAAUACGACCAAUUGUAAUAACGCGAACAGUAAAUUAGCCAACAGUCAAAGAACUCCAACUAACAGCAAUAUUCAACAGCAGCACAGCCAACAACAGUUCCACGCAUUAAAUCAGCAACAACAGCAACAGCAGCAGCAGCAACAACAACAACAACAACAGCAACAGCAGGCAACUCCUUACAGACAUUAUUCUACAAGCUCUACAAGCGAUUCCGAAUAUCAUCACUCUGGCAGAUCAAAGUCUACGACUUCCACAGACUCUGCAUAUUCUUCAAAUAAUUCUACGCAAAAUGGGCCCGACUGCGCAGUUGUUGUACCAAGGAGGCCUAGUCCUCUGCAAGCACAUUCACAGGCCAGUCCUCUGGGCCAUGUACCAAGUCCUGCUUAUCCGAUGUAUAAUAGCCCAAUGGCAACAAUGUCUUCUCCGUCUCCUUUACAGCAGCACGGGGAGCCUAGUGGAAGUCAAUGUACUAACGGGUCCCAGUUCAAAGCAACUGUUCAACAAGUCACGCCUCCUUCUCCAUUGGAUGUUACCGUUCCCAGACCAGCAUCUCAAAAUCAGGUCGCAUAUUCUUCAGUGAUUACUAGGGCAUUAGGAACAACGGAGAAUAACAAGGCCAGUUACAACGCGGAGAACAGAAGCUACGAAAGGCAGCAGGAAUUUAGCCAGAAUCAAAAACAGCAGGUUUGUUGGGAAAAUGAUAAUAGACAGACAAAUGCCAGUAGAAAAUUUCCAGUUACAACUUACCCGGCUAGUAACGCAGAUAUGAGUACGCAAAAUUUACCCGUUCAACAGCAGGCGCAGAGAGUUUUAAAUAUUUCUGAACGGCAACAGGCUUAUUUUGAUUCAAGCCAAGUUACUUUACAGGAUCUAAGCAGCUGUAGGGGUGAUCCUAUGAGCAUUGUUAAAAAUUUACAGACCUUGCAGCAGGGCUCAUGUCAGAUACAGCAACAAGCUUCUACUCCCAAUCCGGCCGAGCAGCAGAAACAGGUUGAAGAAAGGCGGAAAGUUGAUGCUGUAAGUAAGAAGAGGAAAAAUGUCGAGAAAGGAACACAUGGGUCGUCACUUAAUGAUUUGGCAGGAGCGGCAGCUAUGACAGAGUAUUUAAGUAGAAUACCACCUCCUGCUCAUCAUAACGCUAAUCAGCAGCAACAAAACGGUUAUUUCGAUUUUGAUAGGUGGAAUAUUCCUCCACCACCGUCAAAAAUUUUUCCUUCGACUCCAGGAACAUUUGCUUCUCAAACGACGUUACAUCAUUCUAGUAACUUUGUUAGUAAUCCUGCACAUCAACAUCAGUCUUUGAUGGUUACCCACCAUCACGCCCCCCCGCCGAUACCAUAUUUUCCGGCGUUUCACAUACCACCUGGGCAUCAUGCUCAUCAUUCGCACGAGUUUCAAUCGUCAGUUGAAAUAGCACCUGCUGCAUAUGGUGAGAACUCAACAAACCAUGCAAAUUACAAUCAAGAUGCGAGAGACGAUCAGCCUAAGGUCAUAGUUCCAAAUAUCGAAGAAGAAUUAGGGUUUCUUCAACAAAAUCAAGAACCUGUCCAGAGUUAUAAUCGAAUUAACAAAGACGCCAAGGGGCCGGGUAGCGGCAAAGAUCCUAAUUCUGGCUUUAUGACUAGUUAUCUCAAAUUCUUACAAGGUGAAAGAGAUCCAUCUCCUCCACCUGCGAUUCGUGGUGGUAGAAAGGCAACAUGGAAUAGGUCAAAGCCUUACAUUCCACCGGAACCACAUAAACCAGCGUCAAUUGAAAGUUCAACUCGAGCUUCCACAAAUGGCGUCAAUACGCAGCCUCAAGAAAAAACAGUCCAACCAACCUCCAAGAACACGACAAUUGACUAUGCCAACGAUCCAAGAUACUUCCCUUUACCUAAGGAGAGAAAAAAGCAAAACUUUGAUUCUAGCGAUGAUGGGUUUACUAGUGAUGAUGACUUCUCAUUUCCUCCCAAAAAAAGUGAAAAGAAAUGUGUGGAAUAUACAACUACCAAAUCGGAAGGAAAGCCUCGGAAAGGUAGGCCAAUAAAACCUGGUGGACCGACGGAUAGAAAAAGGAAAGCUGCAGCGGCUGCAGCCGAGGCUGCUGCAGCUGCUGUUGCUGAGAAGAAUGCAAAAAAAAUGGAAGAAGUGGAUCCCUUAUUGCUACCUCCGAGACGUGAGACGUCUAGAAGAAAAGCAAAGGAGAAAACAUCGGUGAAACAGUUUCUCGAUCGGCAGCAGGGCAUUGAUUACUUUGACAACGACGAGGAGCUCGGUGAUUCUGAUUCUGAUCCAGCAUGGACACCUGCUGUUAAACUGGUCGGAGAGGAGGAGGAGAAAAAAAAGAAAAGAAGUAGACCUGUCAUAACGAAGAAAACGAGAAGAAUUAUCGACGAGGAUGGAUAUUCAUCAGGAGAUAUUGCCGUACAGAGAAAAGCAUCGAGAAAAAAGCAAGGCACUCUUGGGAAACAUUCUGGCAAUGCAACAAAAGCAUCGACUAAACUAGAAGAUAAAGUAAUCCCAGUUAACAGUGAUGAUGAUUUGGAUAUAUCGCCAUUCAAGUCUGGCGAAUUCGUGGUAAUUAAGUCGGAUUUGGAUGAAGAGUUUCCCGCCCUUUGGAGAAUAGAUGGCAAGACGCUACUUCAGAAAUACGAGCCUUUUAAAUCGAAUGGGAAAACCUUGUACAGAAACAUAUCUACGUAUUCUGGCUGGGCGCCUCAAAAUCGUCACAUAUACCAACAAGUUCCAAUAAAGUUCUGGCAGCAAGGCAAAAUGGAAACCGUCGUAGAAUUUCUACGUGAUGAAAUGAUUAUCGACGAUAGCGAACAUAUUGACAAAUCAAUGAAAGAUACGGAAAAGUAUCAGGACAACUUCGAAGUGUACAUACAAACGCUCAUUUCUCAAGCCCUCGAUUCGAAUUUUCUCACUGAAAUAUUUCAGGAACAAGAUGAUUAUUUCCUGUCCAAUGUAAAAACAGUUGAUGAAGUAACUGAAGAAAGAAAACGUCGACUUUUGGCUACCACAAAAUGGAAACCAAAUGUUGUAACAGCAAUAUCCACAUGGCCAUGCCUGAAUAUCCUUAAAGAUCUUCCAGCGUCUGAAUGUAAAGGAAAACAAUGUACCGGUUGUCAGCAGCAGAAAAUUCACGCCAGAGUUCUGUUGUAUGGUCAACCGUACAACGGCACUACUCUCGAAGGCUCGCCUCCAGACCCUAGAAUCCCUCAAGAGAAGGAUUUUUUUCUAUGUCGAAUAUGUCAAGGGAAGGUAGCUCUGUACAAUAAGGUGGCGCAUCAAAAGUAUCUAAUGUUCUUGGAGUGUGCCAAGCGAGUAGCUGAUAAGCGAGUUGCGGAUCCGCAUAAGGAUACAACUAUUAUACUUAACGAAUUACUUGCUGACGAAACUUGGCUCAAUCAGUUGUUCAAAGAAGUACGAAGUAUCUGGGCAGAAAUUGAUAUCAUGGAACAACAAACUAAAGCAAAAGUAAAUUCUCGGAUGAAGUCAACAACUCCAAGUUUGGAAAUUGACUCUGUAACAAAUACUUCGACGACGCUGGUAAAUGCAGGACCUGCUGCCACCCCUAUUUCACAGGUGCCUACUGAAAGUAAUCCAUUGACAAUGGUCAAUAAUACCCAAAUGAAUUUUGAGUCAUCUUAGUUCUGCUAUGACAAUUUUCACAAUCAAUGAUGACCGAGUAGCUUCUAUAGAUAUGCAUUCUCUAACCCAGUGACAAAAUAAACUUGCGAAGAGAGUAUAU
Diprion similis is the source of this 5379-nucleotide messenger RNA. RefSeq lists its product as uncharacterized. Gene Ontology annotation, cellular component: nucleus. The record is from RefSeq and is a predicted model, not a curated record. The coding region runs from base 372 to 5279 and encodes 1635 amino acids. NCBI's taxonomy places the organism in Eukaryota, Metazoa, Arthropoda, Insecta, Hymenoptera, Diprionidae. The transcript is spliced from 9 exons.